CUCCAAUGCCCCUCCGCUCCGUCGCUAUCGUCAUUUAGUCCGCUUUUCCCACUAUGGCGAACCCCUUCGACCCUAUGCAGACCUCCUCCCCCUCCCCUUCACUUAGUCCUGCGCCCACGACGCAACAAUCCACCGACAUGUCCUCCCAACCCCCCUCUCAACCAGCGCCGUCGUCCACUGGCCCAUCAAAACCCGCCAAGCCAGCUAAACAACCCAAGUCUAAAGAUGCCCCUCCUGCCGCGGGCGGAGCUACAGGCGAAGAAAAACUCAGCCCGGCGGAACUGAAGAAAAAAGCAAAGGCCGAAAAGGCCGCCCGUCGAGCUAAGGAGAGAGCUGAGAGGGAAGGCGGCGCCGGCGCCGGCGCCGGUGCUGGACCAGGUCCAAACGCUGUACCGCCUAAGAAGGGCUCAGCUGGAGGCGGCGCGGGAGGAAAGGAGGCUCCGGGUCAGCUACAGAAGGGACAGAAACACCGACGCGGAUCCGCUACACAGGCCAACGCUACCGAGCAGAAGAAGAAGCAGGAGGAUAAGAGCGUUGCGGUCUUCGGGCAUUUGUAUGGACAACCGAGGAGGACUACUGUUGCUGGCGCUGGGAAGGAAGUCCACCCCGCCGUAUUGGCAUUGGGUUUGCAGAUGAGCAAUUAUGUUGUUUGCGGUAGCAGUGCUCGGUGUGUGGCUACGUUGCUUGCUUUUAAGCGGGUGAUCGAGGCUUAUACUACCCCCUUGGGUACUUCUCUUUCGCGUCAUUUGACUACCCACCUUUCCCACCAGAUUACCUAUCUCUCUACAUGUCGGCCCCUUUCGAUCAGUCAAGGCAACGCCAUCCGUGCGCUUAAGCUGGAGAUCGCCUCCAUCGAUCCUUCCGUCCCUGAAGCUAGCGCGAAAGAAACGCUGUGUGAUUUUAUUGAUAGUUUUAUCCGCGAGAAGAUUACCGUGGCCGACCAGGUUAUUGCAGCCAGCGCCGCACAGAAGGUUCGAGAUGGUGAUGUGAUCGUAACUUUCGCCGGCAGUUCGAUCGUUAAACAGACGCUUCUUGCCGCACACAAACAGGGCAAGAAGUUCCGCGUGUCCAUCAUCGACUCCCGUCCGUUGUUCGAAGGCAAGAACAUGGCCCGCACAUUGGCCAAUGCAGGUCUGGAAGUGCAGUAUUCUCUUGUCAACGGAAUCAGCCAUGCCAUCAAGGAUGCCACGAAGGUUUUCCUCGGCGCACACGCCAUGACCAGUAAUGGACGACUCUACUCCCGUGUCGGCACAGCGCUGGUCGCCAUGUCGGCCAAGGAACGCGCUGGCGGUGUGGAGGUACCUGUCAUUGUCUGCUGUGAGACCGUCAAGUUCACAGACCGUGUCGCUCUUGACAGCAUCGUCGUCAACGAAAUCGCUGAUGCCGACGAGCUGGUCCCCAACCACUCCGUGCAACAGAUAACAGGUUUGCCGGACGCCGUCGAAGCUGCUGCUGCCCAGACCGAUAAUAAGAAAGGCGGCAAUAAGGCUACCGCUAACGCUCCCCCUACAGACUCCACACCCGCCACCAAUGGCUCCUCUCCUCUUACAGACUGGAAGGACACGCCUAAUCUGCAGCUAUUAAAUAUCAUGUACGAUGUGACCCCGGCCGAGUACGUCGACAUGGUAGUUACAGAGAUGGGCAGCUUGCCGCCAAGCGCGGUUCCGAUCGUGCAUCGGAUGAGUACGAACCUGUGAAUGACGGUUGUUCUUUUGGCUCGUGAAAUGAAAAUGUAGCUCAGGGUAUCGGGAUAUGCAUGGUUUUUAAUAGAUUUGCGGCUUAACCAGAAGGUAUGAUUCUAUAGUCAUAGCAUAUCAUGUAAAAUUAAAAAGUAAAAUGACUACCAAACAAUCGAUCAUACUCCAAAAGUGCCAGUGACAUCGAUAAGAGAGUAAAA
Molecule: messenger RNA, 1897 nt
Organism: Aspergillus alliaceus
Lineage: Eukaryota; Fungi; Ascomycota; Eurotiomycetes; Eurotiales; Aspergillaceae
Product: translation initiation factor eIF2B subunit delta
Exons: 2
Coding region: 54-1697 (547 amino acids)
Source: RefSeq, a predicted model, not a curated record